AUGAGCGAUGUGGUUAAGAAAGAAGUACUAAAACUACUAGAGGCUGGUAUAAUUUAUCAAAUUUCAGAUAGUAAGUGGGUGAGCCCUAUACAUGUGGUACCUAAAAAAGGAGGUGUCACAGUUGUGGAAAAUGAGAAAGGCGAGCAUGUAGCUAAGCGUGUGGAAAACGGUUGGCGUUUGUGCAUCGAUUACAGAAAACUAAAUAAGAUGGAUACUCGGGAUUUUUCCAAAUUCCGAUUCACCCCGAAGACCAAGAGAAAACAACCUUUACAUGCCCUUACUGAGCAUUUUCUUAUAGACGAAUGCCAUUCGGACUUUGCAAUGCCCCAUCUACCUUCUAACGUUGUAUGA
Molecule: messenger RNA, 351 nt
Organism: Lathyrus oleraceus (garden pea)
Lineage: Eukaryota; Viridiplantae; Streptophyta; Magnoliopsida; Fabales; Fabaceae
Exons: 2
Coding region: 1-351 (116 amino acids)
Source: RefSeq, a predicted model, not a curated record